AUGUCGGGUAUAAAGAUAAGUUUAAAGAAGAAACCAGCGUCAAAAUUAAAGAAACCUAUAAUUAAUCAAGAUGAAAAAGAAUCAAAGAAAUUAAUUUCAUCGUAUUCUAAAGAUGAUGUACCACAACAAACCAAUACAGAUAAACCAAUUAUUAAACUCAAACAACGAAAUAAAAAAAUUCUACACCUGAAAGAAGUGCCGUCUAAUAUAGAAGAAGAAGAAGAUGUAAAAUUAGCAUAUGGAGUGACCACUUUUGAAAAGACAGACGAUAUCAAACAGCAAUCAUUUAUUAAAAAACGAACCAUGAAUAAUUUUGAUUCAGAUGAUGAGUCUGAAGAAUCAGAUAAUGAGAAACGAAUCCCAGUUGAAGAAUUUGGUGCUGCUUUUUUACGUGGAUUAGGUUGGAAUGAUAAUAAUGAUGAAGAAAAAGACAAAAAGGAGGAAAAACAACAAGAAAUUCUAAAUCAUCGUCAAAAGGGUAUAACAUUAGGAAUUGGAGCUAAGCCUGUAGAUCACGAAAUUCUACAAGAUUUACAAUCUACAGAAAAGGGAAUUCCAAUCAUAAAACGACGUAAACUUAAAUAA
Candida tropicalis MYA-3404 is the source of this 585-nucleotide messenger RNA. RefSeq lists its product as uncharacterized. Bases 1 to 585 code for a protein of 194 amino acids. The transcript has a single exon. Lineage: Eukaryota; Fungi; Ascomycota; Pichiomycetes; Serinales; Debaryomycetaceae. The record is from RefSeq and is a predicted model, not a curated record.